Molecule: messenger RNA, 1977 nt
Organism: Peronospora farinosa
Lineage: Eukaryota; Oomycota; Peronosporomycetes; Peronosporales; Peronosporaceae
Source: the annotation of a GenBank genome assembly
AUGUCCACGAAAGUCAUCAUUCCAGCUAAACGCGACCUCAGCGUUAGCAUUAAUGACGUUUUGCCGGAGCUGCUCGCGGUCAAGACUAUAUCACUAUCUCCUGACCGCCGUAGACCCAGAUCUCCGUCGCCACAGAACAGCCGAUUGGCAUCGCCGACCUCCAAUGCAAUAGAAACCGUCAGCUUUGUAAACAAUUCGAAAUCUACUUGCGUUUCCACGUUGUCAUCAACAGAGCUCGAUUCCAACGUGACGAUCAAGAAUGCUAACACUGAAGCUGAGAUUACUUCAUUGGCGUCGAAAGCUAUCGCAGAGGCAAAUCUGUCGCUUCUGGAAAAGCGAAUGCGCGUCGGAAAGUCGAAGCUUAAACACAGCCGCAGUUUCAGGGUUCCUGCUGGCAACGUUAUCAACCUUCAGCAUGAAAAGUAUGCGCUUACGUACGGCAUGAUGUGUGGUAUCCGAGAUUCGGCUGGACUCCAAAAGUCGUUCAGACAGCGGUUGACAAUGGACGACUUCAUGCUGGUCGACAAGAAGGUCUUCUCCGCCAACGCUCAGCUCCGACACCCUUUCAAGUUUAAAGACUACUCGCCUGGCGUGUUCCACCAAGUGCGUCGCCACUUUGGAGUAGAUUUGGCAGAUUAUAUGCUCACCCUUAGCGGGGACUUCAAUUUUAUCGAGUUCAUGUCGAACUCCAAGUCGGGCCAGUUCUUCUUCUACUCGCACGACGGGCGCUUCAUGAUUAAGACACAAACUAAGGACGAGUCCAAGUUCCUUCGCCGCAUUCUACCGCACUACUACAAGUUUGUGAUGGAGAACCCAAACACGCUCAUGACACGCUUCUACGGCAUGCACCGAGUGGAGAUGCACCACCUGCGAAAGAAAAUGCACUUUGUAAUCAUGGCCAGCGUAUUUGAUACGCCGUUGGAGAUUCAUGCGCGAUAUGACCUGAAAGGGUCACGCAUUGGACGACAUGCGUCAGCGAAGGAGCACGAGCGAGGCAAUGCAGGUGUCUUGAAAGACAACGAUUUGCUAGACAAGGGCUUCCACCUCCAGAUGAGCGUUGCCCAACGCACCAUGUUCCUUAUUCAGCUUCGCAAAGAUGUCGAUUUUCUGAAACGAAUGAAGAUUAUGGACUACAGUCUACUCGUUGGCGUGCACGACUCUAAUUGCACACGCGAUGAUCUGUGCACCAGUUCUGCAAUGAGUGACAGCCCUAUGAGUGUUACAUUGCAACAAGAAGGUGGCUACAAUUAUUUGCCCACUUCACACACGGGCUUAUACUCUGACUUCGUGCAUGUGCCGAUGUUGCGACCGUGUCGUUCGACAUCGAUGCCUGAAAGCGGGGCUCAACUGCAACCUCCUUUGAUACUCAGUGCGAUUACAAAUAUUCGAACGCGGCUUGCACUAUCAUCGCUAAACAAUUCUACGUGGAGCGACGGCUGCGCAGAUUUGAACUUGGACUCGGACAACGACUUUGAUUUGGACGAUUCCACGAGUAGUGAAGGUGGGUUUGGUCGCAGCUUCGAUGCUGCAUUUGGCGAAUACUGUUCACAGGCCAACGGAAGCUCAGCUGGGUCGUUGCCGUCUACACCGAAAGAUGCAGCCGCCGUGCCCCCUCUAUCUCCCCGUCUAUUCGAUGCUGCAGCGUAUGCCGACUACUCGGAGUCAGUCUUCUGCAGGGAUGACGGCGGCAUUUGCGGCCGCGAUCAACACGGCCGCAAGAAUGGGUUCGUCUACUUUCUAGGCAUUAUCGACAUUUUGCAGCAGUACAACACGCGCAAGAUCGCUGAGACGUUUUUCAAAGGCCUGCGUCAUAAUCGCAAGCACAUCUCGGCCGUGGAGCCGGAAUUUUACGGUGACAGGUUCAUUGAAUACAUGGAAAAGCACGUGGUACAGGACGACACAAUGAUUUCGCUCCGACCGUCAUCUUCAUCGUCGUCCGUCUUGGAAACGCAGACUUGUUCCAAUGACAAUGUCUGA